CCAUGCAAUUUCUGUCAAUUGAGGACGAUAUCACGUCACUGAAUUCAUCCCUUCAAGCUCAAGACAAGAAAACGACGCAACACUUCAAGUCAAUGAAGCAACAUUCUGUUGAGCAGAUUGCAUUAAUCAAUGCUACUCUGCAGGAGGAAAGACAGAAGUGCGGUAUUGUAUCCUGGAAGACAUUUACAAUGGAGACGUCUGGUAGUAGUGCUAGAAACCCGUUCAGUGGAGUCGUGUUCAACAAGACUAGACCUGACACUGUUAUCAGAGUGGUGUACACAACCUCUAUUGGAUUUUAUCAUCCGACCAAUAACUGGCAUUGUGUGAAGGUGUCAGUGCGUAUCAACGGCAGAGACUGUUCAGACCCAGCCCCUAUCAGAAGUGGAAGCUCUAGUACUUCAGAACGCCAUCAAAUGCAUGCUGGUGUUGUGAGUGGUAUAUGUCAUAUCAACAAUUCAGGUCCACUGUCCUUCUCUACACACAUACAGACACAAUGCACUACAUCCACUUCUUACCUGGGUUAUUACCCGGAUUCAGGUACCCUCACAUCCACUCUGCAUAUCGAAGAACUUUGCAAUAAUCAACAGAAGUAGAGGUUUGCCUCCCCCC
This is a messenger RNA of Sycon ciliatum, 609 nucleotides long. RefSeq lists its product as uncharacterized. The record is from RefSeq and is a predicted model, not a curated record. The transcript is spliced from 3 exons. NCBI's taxonomy places the organism in Eukaryota, Metazoa, Porifera, Calcarea, Leucosolenida, Sycettidae. The coding region runs from base 3 to 593 and encodes 196 amino acids.